This is a messenger RNA of Pteronotus mesoamericanus, 1396 nucleotides long. RefSeq names its product agmatinase (putative) (gene AGMAT). The transcript has 7 exons. Bases 1 to 1059 code for a protein of 352 amino acids. NCBI's taxonomy places the organism in Eukaryota, Metazoa, Chordata, Mammalia, Chiroptera, Mormoopidae. Gene Ontology annotation, molecular function: agmatinase activity; metal ion binding. The record is from RefSeq and is a predicted model, not a curated record.
AUGCUGCGGCUGCUGGCGACCCGCUGCGCCCGGGGCCCGGGGGCCGGCGGGGCCGCGCGCCCUGCCGCGGGGCUCUCUGACCGCUGCCGCAGCCCCAGCCGCCAGGCCUCCGACACCCCCGGUAACCUGCCCCCCAACUCCGAUGCCGUGGCCCGGCCGGUGGGCGUCUGUUCCAUGAUGCGGCUGCCGGUGCAGACCUCCCCUGAGGGGCUGGAUGCCGCCUUCAUCGGGGUGCCCCUGGACAUUGGGACCUCCAACCGGCCCGGGGCCAGAUUCGGACCCCGACGGAUCCGGGAAGAAUCAGUGAUGCUUCGGACGGUCAACCCUAGCACAGGGGCGCUCCCCUUCCAGUCCCUCACGGUUGCAGACCUAGGCGACGUGAACAUCAAUCUUUACAACCUUCAGGACAGCUGCCGCCUAAUUCAAGAGGCCUAUCAGAAAAUUGUAGCCGCGGGCUGUGUUCCUCUGACCUUGGGUGGAGAUCACACAAUCACCUAUCCUAUAUUGCAAGCCAUGGCGAAGAAGCACGGCCCAGUGGGGCUGCUGCACGUGGAUGCUCACAUGGACACGGCUGACAAGGCCCUGGGAGAGAAGAUCUAUCACGGGUCGCCCUUCCGCCGGUGUGUGGACGAGGGACUUCUGGACUGUAAGCGCGUAGUACAGAUUGGCAUCAGGGGCUCUUCCAUGACAUUGGAUCCCUGCAGAUACAGCCGGAGCCAGGGCUUCCGGGUGGUGCUGGCUGAAGACUGCUGGAUGAAGUCGCUGGUUCCUCUGAUGGCCGAGGUGAGGCAGCAGAUGGGAGGCAAACCCAUUUACAUCACCUUUGAUAUUGAUGGCUUGGAUCCUGCCUAUGCCCCAGGGACGGGGACACCUGAAAUUGCUGGUCUCACCCCAAGUCAGGCUCUGGAGAUCAUUCGGGGUUGUCAAGGCCUGAACGUGGUGGGUUGUGACCUUGUGGAAGUUUCACCGCCAUACGAUCCUUUUGGAAACACGGCCCUCCUGGCUGCUAACCUGCUGUUUGAGAUGCUGUGUGUUCUCCCCAAAGUGACAGUUGUCUGAACCUUGUCCUCUUCAAGACAUCAUCACAUCGCAUCAGGGACAAAUUCUCAAGAACUUAUGAGCAAGCAGUCAGUUCUGAAGAGUUUAUGCCAAUAAAACUUUCUACUAAGGGUGUCAUUGGUGGCUGUAAAAUCAGGGUAUAAAGUAAGAACUCUAAUCUAAACAGCCAGUAUUAAGGAGGAGUUUGAAUUAACUUAAAAAACAGAGGCCACUUGUUCUGUGCUGAUUUUUUCCUUUAACACAAGAUGAUGGAGGACAAAGGGGGAAGGGAUGGAGAAUUUAGUUCCAAGUUAUCUUAAAAUUGGAGGAAUGAAAUAAAAUAAAGACUACGAAACAA